Messenger RNA from Manihot esculenta (cassava), 1472 nucleotides. Its product is annotated as DELLA protein RGL1. Gene Ontology annotation, biological process: regulation of DNA-templated transcription. The coding region runs from base 115 to 1413 and encodes 432 amino acids. The record is from RefSeq and is a predicted model, not a curated record. NCBI's taxonomy places the organism in Eukaryota, Viridiplantae, Streptophyta, Magnoliopsida, Malpighiales, Euphorbiaceae. The transcript has a single exon. Gene Ontology annotation, cellular component: nucleus. Gene Ontology annotation, molecular function: sequence-specific DNA binding; DNA-binding transcription factor activity.
ACAUACAUAUUAGAGAGAGUGAGAGAGAUAAAUGCUUGAGAGGAAAAUAACUGGCUUUCUGGGUAUCAUAGUUUCCACUGAAUUCUAUAAAAUUUUUCAUUGGUAAGUUGGAUAAUGGCUGGUGUUCAUAGGCUGUCAACUGAAGAAGUCAUGAGGAUAUCAAGAGAAAGGUUCAUCCAUAUUUAUACUCAACAUUACAUUGACCUCUCCACAAUUCACCAUUUCUUUGAUGCCUCUCUUUUUGAUCUUUCUGGUGAAGAGAUCAAAGAUGUGGAACUGGCACUUCUACUUCUAGCUUCUGCUCACAAGGUGAGUAAUCAACAAUUUGAUGCUGCAAGUAAAUUCCUCAACUUGUGUGCUUUCUUGUCUUCUAGAACAGGAAGUUCAGUUCAAAGGGUAAUCCACUAUUUCACCAAAGCUCUACAAGAGAGAAUUUCACGACGAAUCGGGAUUGUCCCUUUAAAUGGAUCAGAGAGUAAAGAAAGAAUGCUAUUGCAUCCAUCACAAACAACAGUGCGUUUUGAUCCUGCGCUUAUUUCGUGCAGCUUAAAGCUUCCUUGUGUUCAACUAACCAAGUUUGCCGGAGUGCAAGCUGUUAUAGAUAAUUUACCCUCAGCCAGAAAAGUACAUUUAAUCAACUUAUCAAUUGGAACUGGAGGGAACUGCACAGUAUUGAUGCAAGCUCUUGCAAAUCGUCAGGAUUGCCCAGUUGAGCUUCUAAAAAUAACUGCUGUUGGAGUAACUGCAUUAAGACAGAAUUUUGAAGACACUGGUAAAAGGUUAGCCUGUUUUGCUGAAACCUUAAAGCUACCAUUCUUCUUCCAAACUGUUACAUUUGUAAACAUCAAGGAUCUCAAAGAAGAUAUGUUCGAAUUAAGUAAUGAUGAAGAAAUUGCAAUUUUCGCCCCCUGUAUAGUAAGAAACAUAAAAGCACAGCCAGGUUGCUUAUCAUCUCUAGUAAGAGUACUAAGAAACUUAAAUCCAUGUGUGCUGGUGAUGAUUGAAUUAGAAGCAAAUCACAGUUCAACAAUAUUCAUAGACCAGUUUGUUGAAGCACUACAGUUCUAUAGUUCAUGUUUUGAUUGUAUUCAGGAUUGUAUUGAUCAGAGUGAAAGCAGGAUUGCAGCAGAAGCAUUUUUAGGACAGGAAAUCAAGAAUAUUGUUGCAGUUAAAUAUGAGGAGAAGAUUUACCAUCACAUGAAGAUUGAUGAAUGGAGGGCUUAUUUUACCAGGCUUGGAUUGGUGGAAAUAGAAGUUAGCAGAUCAUGUUUUGAGCAGGCAGAAUUGAUGCUACAGAAUUUUGCUUCUGGGAAAUCUUGCUUACUUGUCAGAAAUGGCAAAUGCCUUAUUUGUGGCUGGAAGGGAACUUCACAUUUUUCAGUUUCUGCUUGGAAGUUCCACCGAAGACGGUGAAAGAGGAGAUGAACAUCUAAUUCUGUUCUUCAAUUUUAGACCAACAGUUUGAGGCUCUG